GGCAGAGAAGUUAUAUAUAAAUCCCAAAACCAGGAGAAACAAAAGCAAGCCCAGAAGAAAAGCAAGUGUUCUACUUUUGGCUGCAAAAGACAGAAUUCUUCUCUACGUCACCAUCAUAAAUAUUCCCUUCUUUCGUUAUCUGCAACUCUGUAUAUUUGUUUUCCGAUGGAGAAGAACAAUAAGCCAUAAAGCAAAUGCCAUUUAUUCUUCCCCAAAAGAAAUGACAUUUUCUUCGUCCUCGUCUGUUCCUGCACUUGCUGCAAUAACAUGUUUGGUUGUGCUGGUGUUGGGUUGCUAUUGGCCCGUUGAGGCCCGAAUCCCCACCACUUUGGACGGUCCGUUCGAGCCCGUCACUAUUCCAUUCGAUCAAAGUUUGCGCGGCAACGCCGUCGAUUUGCCCGAGUCCGAUCACCGAGUUCGCCGCCGAGUUAAAGGCUUCGAGCCUGAGCAGAUUUCUGUUUCGCUUUCAGCCAAUUACGACUCUGUUUGGAUCUCCUGGGUUACAGGGGAAUCGCAAAUUGGCUACAACAUAAAGCCAUUGGACCCCAAAAGUGUGGCAAGUGUUGUUCGUUAUGGGAAGCUGAGAUAUCCACCAACACAUGAAGCAACAGGAUAUUCUCUUGUUUACAAUCAGCUCUACCCUUUUGAAGGUCUCCAAAAUUACACUUCUGGGAUCAUCCACCAUGUUCGUCUUACAGGGUUGAAACCGAAUACAUUGUAUUUUUAUCGUUGUGGAGAUCCUUCUAUACCGGCCAUGAGCGAAAUCUACCAUUUCAGGACCAUGCCAGUUUCUGGUCCGUGGAGCUACCCAGAGAGAAUAGCAGUUGUGGGGGACCUUGGCCUUACUUACAACACAACUACCACAAUUAGUCACUUGACUAGUAACGAUCCUAAUCUUGUUCUAUUGAUUGGUGAUGUUACUUAUGCAAACCUAUACCUCACGAAUGGAACCGGUUCUGAUUGUUAUUCUUGCUCAUUUCCACACUCUCCAAUACACGAGACCUAUCAGCCUCGAUGGGAUUACUGGGGAAGGUUUAUGGAGAAUUUAAUUUCUAAAGUUCCAAUAAUGGUGAUAGAAGGGAACCAUGAAAUAGAAGAACAGGCUGAAAAUAAGACAUUUGUGGCUUAUAGUUCUCGGUUUGCAUUCCCAUCUGAAGAAAGUGGAUCCUCAUCCACAUUCUAUUACUCCUUUAAUGCAGGGGGGAUUCAUUUUAUUAUGCUUGGAGCCUACAUUGACUUUACAAGAUCAGGGAAACAAUACAAGUGGCUGGAGCAAGAUUUGGCUAAUGUGGACAGAUCCACAACUCCAUGGCUGGUAGCGACUUGGCAUCCACCCUGGUAUAGUACUUAUAAGGCCCAUUACAGAGAGGCAGAAUGUAUGAGGUUGGAAAUGGAAGAGUUGCUCUACUCUUAUGGAGUUGAUAUAGUGUUCAAUGGACAUGUUCAUGCCUAUGAGAGGUCAAAUCGUGUAUAUAAUUACAACUUAGAUCCCUGUGGCCCUGUAUAUCUCACUGUUGGUGAUGGGGGUAAUCGGGAGAAGAUGGCAGUUAAAUAUGCUGAUGAACCUGGUAAUUGCCCAGAGCCAUCAACUGCUCCUGAUGAAUACAUUGGUGGCUUUUGUGCAAAAAACUUUACCUCCGGCCCAGCCGCAGGUAAAUUUUGUUGGGAUCGGCAACCGGAUUACAGUGCCUUCAGAGAAAGCAGCUUUGGUCAUGGGAUCCUUGAGGUGAAGAAUGAGACCUGGGCUCUAUGGACAUGGUACCGGAACCAGGAUGCCGACAACAAAGUGGGAGAUCAAAUUUAUAUAGUGAGGCAACCUGACAAAUGCCAUGUCCGCCAGGUGUUAAAGAGUUGGAUUGUUGACGUUUAGUUUGUACUGCUGCCCUGCUGGGAAAUUGACUCUGGUUUUCUCAAGUCUUUAAACCAAUUGACCAUAUCUAGUUACGAAUAGGAAAGGACUUUCUGAGGUUAUAGGUGCAAAAAGAAUAGGAUGGCAUUUCCUGUAUACAUUUAUAUGUAAAGGAGAAGCAGAAGAAGAUGAACUCAACCAUUGUUUUAUGUGAAAUCAUAAAUCGCAUUUUAUACA
Messenger RNA from Prunus mume (Japanese apricot), 2086 nucleotides. RefSeq names its product purple acid phosphatase 15 (gene PAP15). Gene Ontology annotation, molecular function: acid phosphatase activity; metal ion binding. The record is from RefSeq and is a predicted model, not a curated record. NCBI's taxonomy places the organism in Eukaryota, Viridiplantae, Streptophyta, Magnoliopsida, Rosales, Rosaceae.